This is a messenger RNA of Benincasa hispida (wax gourd), 3084 nucleotides long. RefSeq names its product zinc finger CCCH domain-containing protein 30-like. Gene Ontology annotation, molecular function: protein binding; metal ion binding. NCBI's taxonomy places the organism in Eukaryota, Viridiplantae, Streptophyta, Magnoliopsida, Cucurbitales, Cucurbitaceae. The record is from RefSeq and is a predicted model, not a curated record.
UCUCCAAUUCGCAUUUCAUUUCAAUUUCAGACGUUACUUUCUUCUUCUUCUUCUUCUUCGUCUGCACCAUUUCUCUCUCUGAAAAAUCUCUUCUUCUUCUUCUUCUCUGUUUCCUCCACCGGCGCUGGAGAUGAACGCCGUUACCUUCCUCUCUCCGAUCUUCUUCUUUUCCUUAAGUGAAGUGGUUCUUUCUUCCUCCGGUUUCUCCUCCGAUCGAUGAGUGUAACUGUCGAACCACGCUUUCUUCUCUCUCUCAGAUCUCUCGCUGCUAUUCUUCUGCUGCUAUAGAUAACUAUUUUUGAGUAUGUGUGGUGGUCCAGAACAAUCCAAUUCUGCAUCGACUACAUCGCCCAACUCAUCUAACCCCAAAGACAUGAAUCAUUUGACUGUUGAUUGUGAGGAUUCUUUUUAUAGUUUACUGGAGCUUGCUUCUGACAACGAUGUGGAAGGCUUCAAACGUAUGAUGGAGUCUGAUUUGUUUUCUCUUAACAAGUCUGGUCUCUGGUAUGUUCGUCAAAAAGGCUCAAAACAAGUUGUUCAUGAGCACAGGACACCCCUGAUGGUUGCUGCCACAUAUGGUUGUGUUGAUGUUCUGAAGCUGAUACUAUCAUAUCCUGAGGUUGAUGUUAAUCUCUCUGCUGGCACAGACAAGAGCACUGCUCUCCACUGUGCUACUUCGAGUGGAUCUGUGAAUGCUGUUGAUAUUGUUGAUUUGCUUUUAUCUGCUGGUGCUGACCCAAGCUGCAAGGAUGUUAAUGGUGACCGCCCUGUGGAUGUCAUUUUUGUUCAUCCAAAGUUGCAGAAGCAGAGUACAAGGUUCAAGCUCGAGGAAGUUCUUAAUAAUCAUUCAAAUGGAUCCAUGGAUGUGUCCUGUUUACAUUUGUCAAUCAAAACUCCCAAUUCAGAUUCUCCACCGCUAUCUUCAUCACUGGAGGAUGAAUUCCCAUCUCCACCCAAGUCUAUAUCUUCUCCCAAAUUUGCUGAUGGGUUUGGAAACUCUACAAAGGAGAAGAAAGAAUAUCCAAUUGAUCCGUCACUUCCUGACAUCAAGAACAGCAUAUAUGCAACUGAUGAGUUUCGCAUGUUCUCUUUCAAGGUUAGACCUUGUUCUCGGGCAUAUUCUCAUGAUUGGACCGAGUGUCCUUUUGUCCACCCAGGGGAGAAUGCUCGCAGAAGAGACCCAAGGAAGUUUCACUACAGCUGUGUUCCUUGCCCAGACUUCAGAAAGGGGGCUUGUAGGCGUGGGGAUAUGUGUGAAUAUGCACAUGGAGUGUUUGAGUGUUGGCUACAUCCAGCACAGUAUCGAACACGUCUUUGCAAGGAUGGCACCAGUUGCAAUAGGCGGGUCUGCUUCUUUGCUCACACCAAUGAAGAACUAAGGCCAUUGUAUGUGUCCACUGGAUCUGCUGUCCCUUCCCCACGAUCAAUUGGGUCUGCACCAACUGUAAUGGAUAUGGCUACUGCAUUGGGUCUUCUGCCUGGUUCCCCCUCAUCAGUGGCUGCUUUAUCUCCAUCACCAUUUACUCAAUCCAUGUCUCCCUCUUCUAAUGGGGUUUCUCACUCUUCUGUGAACUGGCAGCAGCCAAAUGUGCCGACUCUUCAUCUACCAGGAAGUAACCUUCAAUCCAGCCGGUUGCGAUCAUCUCUGAAUGCCAGGGAUAUGCCUCUGGAGGAUUUGAAUGGCUUGCCAGACUAUGACAACCAGCCACGGAUUUUGAACGAUUUGAACUGUUUCUCUCAGCCUCGUCCGAGUGCUGUGUCUGUUAGCCGAUCGGGCUGGACCCAAACACUAACUCCUAACAACCUUGAAGAGCUUUUUUCUUCUGAGAUUUCUUCGUCUCCCAGAUUUUCUGAUCCAGCUGCCAAUGUCUUUUCCCCUACUCGGAAAUCAAAUAUGCUAAACCAAUUCCAGCAGCAGCAGCAGAACAUGUUGUCACCUAUCAAUACAAACAUUAUGUCCCCUAAGAAUGUUGAUCAUCAUUUGUUGCAGGCCUCUUUUGGAGUUUCAUCCCCGGGAAGGAUGUCGCCGAGAAGCACUGAGCCACUGUCCCCAAUGGGAUCUAGGUUCUCUGCCUUUGUACAGCGUGAGAAGCAACAUCUUCGCACUCUCAGUUCAAGGGAGCUCGGAUCUAAUGUCCCAAACUCAUUAAUCGGAUCUCCUGUCAGUUCUUUGCCUAAAUGGGGGUCCCCCAAUGGAAAGGUAGAUUGGUCGGUUGGUAAGAAUGAACUGGGUCAACUGAGAAGGUCAUCUUCUUUUGAAAUGGGAAAUAAUGGGGAGGAGCCUGACUUAUCAUGGGUUCAAUCCUUGGUGAAGGAAUCCCCACCUGAGAUGCUAAAAGAGAAGCUGGCAGUGCCCGGGAUGGGUGCUGCGGCAUCCGGUGAGGGUCUAACUACUACUAAAUCACAAUUAGAAUCCACUGAUCAUUCUGUGAUAGGAGCUUGGCUUGAGCAGAUGCAGCUUGAUCAGCUUGUAGUGUAGUACAACAAUAACAACAAAAAAAGAAGGCAUUUUCAUUUUACUCGUCUGAGAUAGGUAUUUUACCCUAAAAUUCUUUCUGGGUAAAGGUGAAGGCAGGGUAUGAACAGAGGUGAAUAUGAUGAUGUGGAGGAAGAAUAGGAAGGAGGUUGGUUGGAAGAAGGGUCAGAUUGAUUACUCUACUCCUUAAGAUCAAUUCAAUUACUUACCAUUCAUUAUUUUACAUCAGUCAAGUCCGUCAUUCUCUGGGCCAAAGGAAACUUGUCCAGGUUCCAUUAUAUUUCUCUCCCCCUUUUUUCUGCAAUUUCAUUUCCAACAAAGGCUUCUUGAUUUAAAGCUGUAGAAACCAAGAGCUUUUCUUUUCUUUUUUUCUUUUUUUCCUUUCUAUUUUUAAUUUUUCCAUCCAUAUAUAAAACAAAAAGAAGAGGUUAAUUAUCUUUCAGGAGGAGGAUGAUGAUGUGUACUGCCUAAAGAUUGUCCAAUUUGUUGAGUUUCCUCUACGUUGAUGUAAAACUUUUAUUCUGAAGUUUUUUUUUUUUUUUUUUAUUAUUAUUAUUAUAAUUAUAACUAUUGUAUUAUUUAUUAAUUAUAUUAUUAUAUUAAAAAAA